Messenger RNA from Homarus americanus (American lobster), 3494 nucleotides. It is a transcript of the gene Nsun5, whose product is annotated as 28S rRNA (cytosine-C(5))-methyltransferase-like. The record is from RefSeq and is a predicted model, not a curated record. Gene Ontology annotation, cellular component: nucleolus. Lineage: Eukaryota; Metazoa; Arthropoda; Malacostraca; Decapoda; Nephropidae. The transcript is spliced from 8 exons. Gene Ontology annotation, molecular function: methyltransferase activity. The coding region runs from base 150 to 2228 and encodes 692 amino acids. Gene Ontology annotation, biological process: rRNA base methylation.
UUGCCCCAUGCGGUAAACACUCCCUCCUGCUGAUGGUGCCGGAGCUGCUGAAGCAUGUGGCUGAGUUGACCAGUUAAAUUGUUGUGGAUUUUCAGUUAAAUUGCUGAUGUCACUUAAGAGGAAUAUAAAGUAAAGGGAGCACAUUUAAAAUGACGGAAGAGUACGUGCACUCUGUUCCUGUGCCACAGUUGUACAAGGAAGCCAGCAAGAUAUUGAAGAGCUAUGAAGAGAAACAAGGUUCACUCAAGACACUAGUUUACAAUGGAAAAUAUAGGAGCUACAACAGGAUCUAUGGUUUACUGUGUAAUACCGUGCAGAAUUCUACCAUGAUCAAGACUGCUCUUACAGAAGCCAAGUUAUUCACGGAACAGCCAAUGUUUAAUCCUCACCUUGCACAAGUAUUAACUGCAGAGCUGCUUAGAAAAGGAUUCUUAUCGGGUGACUGCAAACCCAUUGUAAUACUCCGUACUUAUGAGGAGAAGAUUAAAAGUUUCAUGGACUUUAAUUCCAACAAGGAAACUUUACAGAAAAAGAAAGAUUUCAGCCCACGAUAUGUACGAGUCAACACUUUAGUAUCAUCCUUGGAUCGUGUACAUGCCCAGCUAGCAGAUGAAGGAUGGCAACUUCAAGAAUAUGAUCCAACACAAGUGACUUAUGAUGAUUAUCUUCAUCUUAUUCAAAAUAUGGAUGAAACAACUUACCUUAUAGAUUAUCACAUACCUCAGUUGCUGGUAUUCCCACCCAACACCCCUUUCUGGAACAGCAUUCUUUAUAAUAAGAAUGCAAUAAUUUUACAAAAUAAGGCCAGCUGUAUUCCGGUAUUUUUGAGCAGUGUAAACCCAGGAGCUAACGUGAUUGAUGCUUGUGCUGCACCAGGAAACAAGACCUCGUACAUUUCAGCCAUCAUGUGUAACUCUGGGAGUAUACUGGCAGUUGAAAAAGACUUGAAGCGUUUUAAAACUCUACAGAAACUUAUGGUGGAACGUGAAGCCACAUGUGUUACUUGUAUUAACCAAAACUUCAACAAACUCUCGUGUGAAAAGUACUCUGAUGUGGAGUAUAUAUUUCUUGAUCCAUCUUGUUCAUCGAGUGGUGUAAACUUCCAUGAUGAUGAAGUGUCUGAGCAGCGCAUCAGAGGCCUGGCAACAUUCCAGAAAUACUUACUAAUUAAUGCUCUAUCAUUUCCAUCAGUGAAGGAAGUCAUAUACUCUACCUGUUCUGUUAAUGUAGAGGAGAAUGAAGAAAAUGUUGAAAAAGCACUGGAGCACUAUCAAGAUGAGUUUGAACUUGAGAAUCUUGGACAAAAACUCUCUGGAUGGAAACAUUUUGGAGAUCCACGUUUUGUCUUUGGAGAAAAAUGUUUGAGAACCAUUGCUGAUAUUGAUAUGUGUCAAGGAUUCUUUAUUGCCAAAUUUGUAAGAAAAGACAAAAAAUGUGGUGACACAUCAAAUUCAGUUAAGAAAAAAACAAAAAAGAGGAAGCAAAAUGCACUGUAUGAAGCAAGUAGCAAGAGUGAUAUGAUGCCCAAGACACCUGUUGACAGUGACUAUGGUAAAGAGAUGACAUAUACAGAACAACACAGUGAUGAUAAAAAGGUAAAAGCUGUAACCAUACCAUUAGAGAAUCCUGAUACCUGUAUACAGUCAGUGGAAACAAAUUAUACCAGCAAGAAGAAGAGAAAGUUGAAACAAGGAAAUGAAAGAGAGGCCCCCAAAAAUCCUGAUAUUAGAAGUAAACAGGAAAGUAAAGAUUCGGUGAAACCUAAUGAAAGUGAUGGAGUUGGUAAUGUAGAAUCAAAUGGAACAGAACUUGUUAAUUGUAGCGAUGAGUUGGAUAAACUUCCACCGAGUAAACGUAGAAAAGCGAAAAAGAGGGAAUCUGUUGAAAAUAAAAAUAUUGACAUAAGUGAUAUAAACAGAGAUGAUAAUUCAAGAAAACCUGGAAAUUAUGAUAAUGGCAGUACAGAAUUAGAUGAUAAAACAUUAUGUAACUCCAAAAGGAAAGGGAAAGAUGUUAAGUUGAAACAUAAGAAAGACAACGAUAUGACUGGGAAUAGUGAUAUCUGUUUGAGAGAUGACAAAGAUUGUUUAAAGUCAGCUAGUAAAAAAGCCAAGUUGGUUGAAGAGGGAAGUGGUGUUUCAGAAUUUAUUGAAAUCAUGGGCAGAGAAGAGGAAACUAGGCCACUCACCCAGAAAAAGAAACAUAAAAAGAAAAAGCUGAACAAUUAGAGAUUUGGAGUGUUGUAAUUUUUUAUUGUGUUUGCAGUGAUUAUCUGCAGUAAUGUAACUGUAAAGUUUGGUUCCUUUCCCCACCCAGCUGUUCAUAUUACACAAAUUGGGUGUUGUUGUUGGGACUAUGGCAGUGUGCUUGCCUCUCACCAUUGUGGUCAUGGGUUCAGAUCUCUGGGUCGAAUGUGGGAAGGGUUACAGUAUCCAGUGUGACCUUACCAAACAUCACAGGUACUAACACUGGACAAUGAGGUCAUAACAAAGAACAGACCGACCAUCUCAAUGGCUAGGAAACUGAGAAGAUAUGAAAAUGAUAUAUAGAAACAAACAUUUUACUUCAGUGCCACAUUUGAAAAAAAUGAAAUGUAUUACAACUGGUUUGUCUACCAAAUUUAGGCAUUUUUACCCUUAUAAGUGAUAUCAAUAACUCGUGCUGGAUUUACAUAUCAGUCUGGAAAGAGAUAUUAUUUAAAGAAUGAAAAUAAAAACAAACUAUAGUACAGUAAUCUAGAGUAAAACCUCUCAAUUUGGGACUUUUCAGCACUGGAAAUUCCCAAUGAAGGGAUGUCUUUUGCCCAGUAUAUUGAGCAGUCGCAGCCAGUAAGAUUAGUAAUGGGAACAUUGUCUGUUAUUGACAUUGUGGUCAGAUGGUGCAUGUUGGAACUUGGCACACUCCAUGCAGUUGAACAUCCCAGUAUUCCAAAACUCUCAGGAGGGUACAGUAGUUGCUGUAUGGGAUUAGCAGACUGAAAGAUGCUGUGCUGUGAUUGGUCAAGGGCUACCACAGUUGCUUGUCCCAUGUGAGUUUGAGAAUAUUGGUAGCCAUUCAGACUUCUGGGUGUCGUGCCAUCAUGUAUUUCUCUUCUGCCGGGCUAGCACAAAGACUGGCAAAUACUGAAGCCCCAUAAUGAAGGUAAGUUAAAUUUCUACAUUCACGUAUUGUACAAUAUUCAUGGUUAAAGAUUUAUCACAUAUCCUUAAGCUAGACUAAAUUCCCUUUCUUUUGACAUCAGUUUCAUAAUCUUGUGGUGGGUUACUACAGAGAUACAUGGAAAAUAAAUUUCACCAACUUUAACCAUGAUUAUUUAAAAAAAUAUAUUUUGUUCUAUUCAUAACUGUUUCCCUGAGUCCUUCACAUAAUGCUCUGCAUGUUCUUGUACAGUAAACCCUGUUAAUAAUGGACAAAUUCAAGCCAGUCCCAUCCCUUAUUGGGAGGAUUCCUUUCCCUCCGUGUGUCGACAUAAAUUAAUACACUGUACAUUACAA